AUCAAAAUAUCAUUUAACGGUCUGUCCUUAACUUUCAUGCUUCUAGAGUAACGACAUCUUUGUGCUGUUCUUGGAUGAAACAAUGACCUAUUCAUGCACUAUAUUUAAGAACGAGGAUGAAGAUUUAAAGGUUGCACAGCUACGGAAAAUCUCUCUCCUGAUUGAAAAGGCCAGAAUCAAUGCUAGGCACAAAAUUCUUGAGAUUGGUUGUGGUUGGGGAAGCCUAGCUAUAGAGGUUGUCAAGAGAACUGGUUGUAAAUACACAGGCAUCACAUUGUCUGAGGAGCAGCUGAAAUAUGCAGAAAGGAAGUUAAAGAAGCUGGCCUCCAGGACAAGAUAA
Magnolia sinica is the source of this 340-nucleotide messenger RNA. RefSeq lists its product as uncharacterized. The coding region runs from base 83 to 340 and encodes 85 amino acids. The transcript is spliced from 4 exons. The record is from RefSeq and is a predicted model, not a curated record. Gene Ontology annotation, molecular function: methyltransferase activity. NCBI's taxonomy places the organism in Eukaryota, Viridiplantae, Streptophyta, Magnoliopsida, Magnoliales, Magnoliaceae.